CGGUCACUCCAUCACAGGCAUUUCAUAGGCGUCUUGAUAAACGCCGCCCUCUCCGUUCUCAGUUUCCGAUCUUUCCAUCAUCUUCUUCGUUUCAGUCACACCUUCGGCCUCCUAAUCCUCGAAGAUGAGAGAGUGCAUCUCGAUCCACAUCGGUCAGGCCGGUAUCCAGGUCGGAAAUGCGUGCUGGGAGCUGUACUGCCUCGAGCACGGCAUUCAGCCUGAUGGCCAAAUGCCGGGUGACAAGACAGUCGGUGGAGGUGAUGAUGCCUUCAACACCUUCUUCAGUGAGACUGGUGCUGGGAAGCAUGUCCCUCGUGCCGUGUUUUUAGAUCUUGAGCCCACUGUCAUUGAUGAGGUCAGGACUGGCACAUACCGCCAGCUCUUCCACCCGGAGCAACUCAUCAGCGGCAAGGAAGAUGCUGCCAACAACUUUGCCCGUGGCCAUUACACCAUUGGGAAAGAGAUCGUUGACCUCUGCCUGGACAGAAUCCGCAAGCUUGCUGACAACUGCACCGGCCUUCAGGGUUUCCUUGUUUUCAACUCUGUUGGUGGUGGCACUGGCUCCGGCCUCGGGUCGCUUCUUUUGGAGCGUCUCUCGGUCGACUAUGGGAAGAAGUCGAAGCUCAGCUUCACUGUGUACCCUUCUCCUCAGGUCUCCACCUCUGUUGUGGAGCCUUACAAUAGUGUGCUCUCCACCCACUCCCUCCUCGAGCACACUGAUGUGGCUGUGCUUCUUGACAACGAGGCCAUCUAUGACAUUUGCAGGCGCUCACUUGACAUUGAGCGUCCGACCUACACCAACCUGAACCGUCUUGUGUCUCAGGUGAUCUCAUCCCUUACUGCCUCUCUGAGGUUUGAUGGUGCCCUGAACGUGGAUGUGACUGAGUUCCAGACCAACCUGGUCCCUUACCCGAGGAUCCACUUCAUGCUUUCCUCCUAUGCGCCCGUGAUUUCUGCUGAGAAGGCCUACCAUGAGCAGCUCUCUGUGGCCGAGAUCACCAACAGCGCCUUCGAGCCAUCCUCCAUGAUGGCCAAGUGCGACCCCCGCCACGGGAAGUACAUGGCGUGCUGCCUCAUGUACAGAGGUGAUGUGGUCCCCAAGGACGUGAAUGCAGCUGUCGCCACCAUCAAGACCAAGCGCACCAUCCAGUUUGUGGACUGGUGCCCGACCGGGUUCAAGUGCGGAAUCAACUACCAGCCCCCGACUGUGGUUCCUGGAGGUGACCUUGCUAAGGUGCAGAGGGCCGUGUGCAUGAUCUCCAACUCGACCAGUGUUGCCGAGGUGUUCUCCAGGAUUGAUCACAAGUUUGAUCUCAUGUAUGCCAAGAGAGCCUUUGUGCACUGGUACGUCGGUGAGGGUAUGGAGGAAGGAGAGUUCUCGGAGGCCCGUGAGGACCUUGCUGCUCUUGAGAAGGAUUAUGAGGAGGUUGGUGCUGAAUCUGCCGAAGGUGAGGAUGGCGAUGAGGGAGAUGAGUACUGAAAAUGAUGUGAUCCUGUGGCCUAUGAAGUAUCGGACUGUCUGCUGUUAUGUGGUUUGUUGAUCUUUCCUUAACUGCUGUUGUUUCCCGGACAACUACUGUGAAGGAUUUAUGUUAAAGUGUUUGGUUUUGAAUCUCUUAUGUGCUUUGUUUCAACUAUAA
Molecule: messenger RNA, 1640 nt
Organism: Punica granatum (pomegranate)
Lineage: Eukaryota; Viridiplantae; Streptophyta; Magnoliopsida; Myrtales; Lythraceae
Source: RefSeq, a predicted model, not a curated record